AUGGCAUUACACGCCCAAGACGUGCACAUAAAGGAUAAUUUCGGUGGUGCAAAGGUUUACAAGUGCGCUCGAUGCAAUUUGAGAUUGACAGGAAUCAAAAACAUGCUUCUGAAACAUCAGAGCCAAGAAGCGAUUCUAGGGACUGGAUACUUUUUAUUUAAAUUAUAUAACAAACAAGAGAUUACCAAAAGCGAGAAAUUAUUUGCCACUGGUUUAGGGGUAGCGGGAACAACAGUUUUGGUAGCAGGACAUGUCGCUAUUAAGGAUUUACAAAAGUCGAUUCAACGACAAACCAGAAUGAUAACAAAGCUGAGAGAUGUGCAUGAUAAAACAGUUCAAUGGACAAGAUCAGGAAGAGAUAUACAACAAUGGGAUCAAGUGACGAUGAAUCAACAUCGAAAUAUCUUGUCUCCUCAAUUGAACCAGAUUAAACUUCAGUGUAAAGCGUUCGAAAAAAUUUUUGAUGAUCUAUCGGAAAACGAGUGA
This is a messenger RNA of Acaulospora morrowiae, 486 nucleotides long. The record is from the annotation of a GenBank genome assembly. Lineage: Eukaryota; Fungi; Glomeromycota; Glomeromycetes; Diversisporales; Acaulosporaceae.